AUGGGAACACGACCUGAUGUUAUAACAAUAACUGACUGGCUUGCUCCAAUCAUAUGGGAAGGAACUUACAAUAGAUCAACCCUGGAAAAACAUUACAAAAAGCUGAACGUUACCAUAGGCUUGGCUGUAUUUGCCACUGGAAAAUUUGUAGACCAGUACCUGACACAGUUCAUACAAUCUGCUGAAAGGCACUUUAUGAUUGGCUACCACACAAUCUUUUACAUCAUGGUGGAUAACUUCACCAAGCUACCUUACAUAGAGUUUGGUCCCCUUCGAACGUGUAAAAUUUUCAAAGACCAUAAUUUUGAUCAAGACUUUCACCUCAAAAACAUGAUGAACUUAAAGAUGAACAUCUUAGGCUACAUCCAGCAUGAAGUCAACUUUCUCUUCACCAUGGCCGUCAACCAGAUCUUCAAGAAAGACUUUGGAGUAGAAACCCUGGGCAGCUCUGUAGCUCAAAUCCAUGCAUGGUGGUAUUUUAAAAGUCCUAGGGAUUUCCCUUAUGAGAGGAGACAUAAAUCAGCAGCUUUCAUCCCCUCUGGACAAGGAGAUUUCUAUUACCAUGGUGCAAUUGUUGGUGGCAUACCCCGUGAGGUUUUAAAUGUCAUUAAAGAAUGUCAGAAAGGAAUUAUUCAGGACAACACCAAUGACCUUAAAAGUCUUUACGAAAGCCACCUAAACAAAUACUUUUUUGUCAACAAACCCACUAAGCUGUUAUCACCGGAAUAUAACUGGGAUCCAAAGUUUAGAACCCCUUCACAAAUUAAGCAUGUUAAGAUAGCAUGGCAGUCAGGAAAAAUGUGA
Molecule: messenger RNA, 804 nt
Organism: Otolemur garnettii (small-eared galago)
Lineage: Eukaryota; Metazoa; Chordata; Mammalia; Primates; Galagidae
Product: N-acetyllactosaminide alpha-1,3-galactosyltransferase-like 1
Biological process (GO): carbohydrate metabolic process
Cellular component (GO): vesicle; Golgi apparatus; membrane
Molecular function (GO): hexosyltransferase activity
Source: RefSeq, a predicted model, not a curated record